CAUAAUGAUUACAGCCAGCUCAAAGAUAAUUAAACAUUUCCAAAUCGAAGAUAUUAAUUGCUGACACUGUGAGCAGGUGUGCGUGCUUUAAAGUGCCGCAGGAAGAACCAACAUCAAAGAAAAGUAGCCGUUACAAAUAAAAGCCUGCUUUGGCUAUGCUGUCCGUAUCCCUACUACUUCCUUUCCAUGGGGCUUAUGGCCUCGUUUUGGAGGAAGGAAGGAAGAGUCUGGUCUUUUCUUGUUUCCUUGCUAACAGCACAUCAUCAGCGUAAUGGUCUCCCAUUUGGCAAGCAUUAGCCAAGCCAUACUGCUGCUGCUCUGUUGGAUUUGGGUGAUGUAGUAGUUUGAUGGGGGAGGAGGAGAAGAUGGAGACAGGGGUGGAGAUGGAGGAGCACAAGGUUGCCGUAGAGGAGGAGGAGGAGGAGGAGGAGGUUCAGGCGCAGGUCUAUCCUGCUCCCGUACAUUCCCAUGAGGAGGUCGUGAGGGAUAAGCUGGCCUUCAUGGAGAGCCUACGCCGGUUCCACUCCUCCAUGAGCACCAAGUUCAUGAUUCCUGUGAUUGGAGGGAGGGAGCUGGACUUGCAUCUCUUGUACGUCGAAGUGACUCAAAGGGGUGGCCUGGCAAAGGUGAUCGAGGAGAAGAAAUGGAGGGAGGUCAUCGCGGCGUUCAAGUUCCCCCCCACCACCACCAGUGCUUCCUUUGUGCUGAGGAGAUACUACCUGAGCUUGCUCCACCACUACGAGCAGGUCUACUACUUCCGUGCCCAGGGCGGUCUGAUCCCCCCGGCAGCUUCGUCGCAGACCAGGACGCCUCCUGGCAAGCUCGAACGCGGCGUGGUCGUCCCCGACUCGACCAUGCAGACAUCCAAGACUCGGAAAAGACCCCUUCCCGAACCACAAAACAGAGGACCCUACAAUUUCACAGUCACGGGAUCCAUCGAUGGGAAGUUCGAGUACGGUUACAUGGUCACCGUGAAGAUUGGCUCCGAUACCCUGCGAGGCGUGCUUUACCAUGUCCACCAGCCUUCGGCGUCCUCUUCUACUCUGGCAAAAGCACCGCCGGAGACAGCAAAUGCACCGAGUAGCAGCGCCGUGACCAGAACGAGGCUCAGGCGGCGAAGGCGCUGCAGGCACCGCGACCCUGCCCACCCCAAACCAAACAGGAGCGCCUACAACUUCUUCUUCGCUGAGAAGCACUCCAAGCUGAAGGCUCUCUACCCUCACCGGGAAAGAGAGUUCAGUAAGAUGAUAGGGGAGUCCUGGAACAAGCUCAGCUUAGAGGAAAGAACGGUGUAUCAGGACUAUGGACAAAAGGACAAAGAGAGAUACAAGAGAGAGAUGCAGGAGUACCAAGGAAAAGCUGAAGCUUGUUCAGCCCGAGGAAGUGGGGAGGCCUGAGCCUGAGCCUGAGCCUGAGCCUGAGCCAUCGGAGGUUGUAACCGGGGAGGUUGAAUGACUCUUGUGUUUGGCAGGCAGCAGGUCUUUGAGAGAUCAGCAGAUGGUUCUUUCUUAUGUAAACUUAAACAAAGUUCGUAGCUGUAGUUUGUGGAUGAGAAAAGAUGAAUGAUCACAAAUCCAGGCAGGUUUCAUAUGA
This is a messenger RNA of Musa acuminata subsp. malaccensis (wild Malaysian banana), 1593 nucleotides long. Its product is annotated as high mobility group B protein 9. Lineage: Eukaryota; Viridiplantae; Streptophyta; Magnoliopsida; Zingiberales; Musaceae. The record is from RefSeq and is a predicted model, not a curated record. Gene Ontology annotation, molecular function: DNA binding.